Messenger RNA from Pocillopora meandrina, 14145 nucleotides. The record is from the annotation of a GenBank genome assembly. Lineage: Eukaryota; Metazoa; Cnidaria; Anthozoa; Scleractinia; Pocilloporidae.
AAACAAAAUGGCGGUUUGACUUGUUAUGAAAUGGUUGUUAUUUUUGUUGGAAAUUCAAGGCAGUCAUAUCCAGUCUACCGCAAUAAAUAAUGGGAAAGACUAGAGCAAAGAAGCGUUCGUCAUAUCGAUACAGAGCCACAGGUCUUCCAAGUGUGAAAGAGGUGGAAAGUGAAGCUCAAAAGGAUGCUGGUGUCGGUGUCAAAACAUUACCUCUGGUCGAAAAGGUUAGCUUUUAUUUCUUACAGGGAAGACUGGCAGUUUUGCUAGUUUUCACCGAGAGGUAGGCUGGUAGAGAAGGAAAAUAUUUAAAAAACGUAUGAUGCAUAAUCUCACACAGGUGUUAAAAACUCAAAGAAAUACUUGCGACAUGAACAUAAACAAAGCUGAACAUAUGAUGUACUGUGUGUGUAAAAAAUCGUCUGAUCUAACAGACUGUGUGUUAAAAGCGGUACUUUGAAAAUAUUCAGUGGUUUUCACUUACUACCUUGUUCACUCGUAAAAUAAAGUAAGUAGUAUACAGUUUUCGCGAUAAAAUGCAGCGUAAAAAAACUAAUUUGACUUUCUUGUGAUGGUGAAUUUCACUUAUUGAUUCAAGAAAGAAGUCAUCUAGGAUUUAGAUGCUGUGCUUGUGUAAAAAAGAAAAAUAUCUUUAAGAAUUAACUUAAUUUUUCAAGGACAAAGCAAAGGGGUUUCCAAAGGUGUAUGUCAUCCCUCUUUUUGUUUUGGAAAAGUGAUGUCCAAUGUUUGUUAAAAUAGAGCAUCCUGAGAUACCUUGCAAAGCCAUGCUUACAACACUUUUCACCCUUCUGGAAGUUCCCUUGAUCUUGCUGAUCUAAUGUGGUGGCUUGACAUCAUGACCAGAGGUUUCAUCAUGAGCCAGGCUCUGGGCAAACUGACCAUCUCUGAACAGAACUUUUUCCAGCUGCUUGGUCAUGUUUUUUAUAGUUGUAUCCCAGCUAAGCAAAACCCCAUGGGCCUUGCAGAUUUUCUACCCAGGGACCUGUUUCUCAAAGUCCUAGUAACUUAAUGGGUCCGAAGCCAUAUUUUUACAAUUAAGAUUUAAAGAAUCACAAAGAAGGUUGUGGCUCCCCAACCAGACCAUUUUGUUUCUUUAGCUGAUUAUUUAAUUGUAUAAUUUCCAGACUUUUGAAACCCCCAUUUUGAUUAAAACAGAAGAGCUUUAUGGCCUUUAAGUUAUGGUACUUUUGAGAAAUGACCCUCAGGUGUCAUAUUCUCAUGCCCUCCUGUUAAAAAUAUUAUCAGAAACCCUGCAUGACUAGGUUAUGGACUGUCCACUUACUGGACAGGCUGGCUAUGAAGGUAACCGAUGUAAAAUUAUUGUUUCUUUUUUCAUACAUAACAGUUGACAAGUGCUGUUUCUACUGAACGCGAGUGUGCAUGUGCCAGUCUGGCCAACCUUGUGUUUGACCAUGCAGCCAUACCAGCCCUUUUACAACAAGAUAUUGUGAGAAGACUUGGCCCCUUGCUGAUUGAUGAUAAUAGAGGAAUUCAGGAAGGGGCUGCCGGUACAUUAAGGUACAGUAUACCUGUCAUACCCUCUUCUAGACACACAUUCUUGAUUAACUGCCAUUUUUUAGGUUUAAAAUUGAGAAUCACUUAACUUUUAUCCUGAAGCGUGGAGCUUUUGAAUUUCUUUACAAAAAAAAAUUGUGUCUUGUCUUAAUGUAGAAAUCUGAGUAUUUCUGGUGGUCCUGAGGUGUGUAUUAAAAUGGUGAAACAAGAUGUCAUGACUCCACUUACCACAUUUGUACAGCAGGUAUGUAUGCUAUGUGAUCAUAUUUCCUUUUUUUUUUUCAACUUGUAGAAGAUUAAUAAUUUUUUUCAUUUUAAUUAGUCCCAUAAGUGCACCAUGCAUAAUUAUUUAUAGUGCCUUUCUGUACAUUACCUUGGUUGCACUCAGUCUCGGUAUUCAAGCCUGAUAUGGAAUGAACAGUGAGAGAUUAUUUUUUCUUCUAGUCUCUUGAUUCGUUGGGUGCCAUUGACGAGACUCUAGGGAGUGAGUUUAAAAGACAGUCUACAAGCUUGGCCAUCCAGGCUGUAAGCUUAUUAUGGAAUCUUUGGUGAGUAAAGAUUCCACACAACAAUCAGCAUAGCUUAAGUCACUCAAUUUGAAAAUGAAAAGAAUCAAAAUCCAUUAACCCUUCAACUACCAAGAGUGACCAAUGCCUAAUUUCUCUGUAUUUCAUCACUGCUGAAUCAAACAUUAAGGUUAUGAGAAUAUUGGAAAUGACCACCCACUCAAAAAAGGCUUUGACUGUUUGACUAAUUCUCCUCAUCAGUAUCAUAGGAAAUGUAUGGAGAACAGUAAAGAGAAUAUGCAUACUGAUAUUAGGGUGUGAAGGGUUAAGUGUAAUUGUCAUUAUUAUACAUAUAUGGUGAAGAUCAUCUACAGGUUAGUAUUUAGUUAUUGAAAAAAUGCAAGAGUAACUGUGUUGUUUUGUUGUUUAAGUUUUGCAAUGAUUCAUAAAUUUCUGAGAAUCACAGACUAAAAAAGUCACUUAAAAGUGCAUUUGUUGUCUGAUACCAUUGCUGAGAGAAAGAAAGGUUGCUAAAUAUUCAGCUAAAGGUCUCCAAGAAUUUCACAUGAAACUAACCCUUUGGAUAUAUUUUUUUGCUGACAUUAUUUUCUAUAGUGAAAGCAGUGAUGUUGCUGUGGAUAUUUUCAACAAACAGGGUCUUUUACCAUACCUUGUUGCAAGCCUGAAGACUGAAAUUUACCCAACAAGUGUUGCAAUUCCAGCAGGUCAGCUUCUGUACUGUUACUACUAUGUCUGUACUGAUUUGUGUUGUGCUGCAGUUAACUCCAAAAGUCCUGAGAGUGAUUUAAGUCAAAACUGUCACUUUUAUAUUAAAAAGUCAUGAUAGGAAAAUUACCAGUGAGGAGAAUAACAAUCUUUUUUUCUCCAAGGACCUGAUGUAUUGAGUAAUUCUCUCUUACCACUUCUUCAUAUUGUCUUAUUUAUUUGUUAAGAGAAUAUGGUCACAUUUAAGAUAAAACUUUCAAGUUGAUAAGCUAGUCUAUUCUUAUAACUUUUUUUUCUAGGUAUUGAACUGAUAUAUUCUCUUAAUAAUAAUUAUUAUUAUUAAGAGAAUAUACAUGUUGAUCACCUGGGAAUUGAAGCAUAAACAGACUGGCUCAAUGCCAUUACUGAUACACAACUACUUUGUAAGUGAUGCUUCUUUAAAAGUAAGAUUGUGUUAAUUUCUUAUCUUUUUUAUUAGCUCAAUGCCUUCAUACUGUCACUGAAGACAAUUCUUCAGCUGCCCAGUGCCUUUGUUGUUCAAGUGACCUCAUGAAGACCCUUGAAAAGUCACUCAUGGCUGAUGGGUCUUCUAGUGACAUGCUUCUGUUAAAAGUUUUGACUGCAGGUAUGUUUCCUGAUAAUUGGGCUGAGUUACAAUGUUUUUUAGAUGAUUGGGUGAGUGUUCAUGAUGCAUUGGAAAUCAGAUAAUUCCCCAACUAUCAACCAUUGUAUUCUGGCUAAAUUUUGAUAGCCUAAACUAAUUUUUAUCUUGACAAGGAAAUUUUUAUCUUAUUACUUUGUGUGACCACUCUUAAGCAAUUAAAUUUUGUAAUGAAACUAUGUGUGCUAUUUUAAAUGGUGAAUUGCGAAAAUUGAACACUUGUCAACUAUUUGCUGGACAAAAUAUUAAUAUUCCAACACUGUAAGGAGUAAUAACACAUCAGUUACUUCUGGAAGUUAAAAUUUCUCACAAUUUCAGCUAGAACCUUUGGUUGAUAUGAAUAACUACUGCUGCUUGUAAUGUAAAUAGUUGUGCUUCAGCUGCAAGCAUUCUGUAACUCAGCAGAUGUUUCAUGAUCAUGCAGGUGUGUUGUAUAACAUCCGCUACAGUAUUCCACCAGUCAGUUUUCAUGAACUCCUUCAGGCUGUUGUCAAAGUCUUGGCCCAAGUUCUUGAUGUAAACUGUUUUGAUGUCAUCAAUAAACUCCUUCCAGAGCCCACCAAGGUAAGAGGAAAUUACUGUUUUGUAAGUGUUGAAUUUCACAGAUUUUUUUUGUCACAAGUUUUACCUAGUCACUUCUGAUUUUCCAGAGUAAUGCCUCACCAAUUGAGCUAAGGAGAAUUAUUGUAGUGCUAUUUAACCCUUUAACUCUCAGGAGUGAUUAACAAGGAACUUCCCCCCAUAAUAUCUAAACAUUAUUCAGAAAACGGGUGAUGAGAAUAUUCAAACUUAUCAGGUUUAAGUUGUUAUCUUGAUCUAACACCAAAUUCUUCUAACCUAUUUUCAAGGAAACACAUAGCAGCUAGAGGAGAGAAUUAACAAUCAGAUCUUGGGAGUUAAAGGGUUGAUCCUUUACACUCUACCAUCCAUCUGCAUUUUCUCACUACUUUUCUCUGUACAUUUCCUAAGAUGCUGACAAGGAGAAUUUGUUCAAGAGCUUCUUUAGUGGGUGAUCAUUUCCUUUGUUCUCGUGACAUUGAUGUGUGAUUCAGAGGUCAUAUUGUAGGGAGAAAUUAGAUGGUUGUCACUCGAGGAGGUCAAAGGGUGAAGGGGAAAAAACCUUAUUUCUUGAAUGGUUUCUUUGUUAGAUUGAAGAUGUACAGAUGCUGUUGAAUGCCCAGCAACUUGCUUUAGAAAUUCUCUCAAACAUAUGCUGCCCUGAGGGUAAGUUUUAUACUUGAUAUGCAAUUAUUUAUAAAAUGUUAAUUGGUUUAUUCAUCUGAGGUUUGUCUCAGAACAUAUGGAUGUUAAAAAGCUUAGCAAAAGACAUGCCAUCCCAUUUUGUGUUUUUAAUGGGCAGGGGAUGGUAGGUUUUGUUUUCUUUCAUCUCAGAGUAUGGUUAUUAUUUGUUUAAACAAAAGAAGUAGGAACAGAACUGGUGUGAAAAAUUGUUAAACCAACAAAAACUUCGAACCACAACACAUGUACAUUUUGUAUCAGCUUACAAAGAGGUUUUGACCAAAUUCUUUUGGCUAAUUAUUUUUUUAAUGUGCUUAAAUAUUCACGUAGUUAUUCAAGUAAAGUUACUAAACUCACCUACGUUGUCAUGUGACUUAAACUCACUUGUGUAUGCUGUACCUCAAAAGCCUCCAAGUAUAAGUGUGCGAAAAACUCGAAAUAUAAGAUUAGAACUAAAUCAUUUUCUAAGUCUUUUAAUUUAAUAAUCAUCCUUCCAAAAAAAAAUAGAUAAAGUGUCUUAUUGUUGAGUAUCAUAUCAGUAAGGGAAUGUAUGGAGUGAGGUUGAUCCAUACAUCUCUUCCUGUAAUCACAUUCACCAACUGCUGAUGCUGAAGGCCAUUAUGAGGAAUACUGAAAUAAUACCCAUCAGGACAGACAGGUUUAGCAUAAUGCCCUCUCACGGCACUCGUCGCCCAGAUGCUGGCAUUUUUGUUUGAUUGACAAGCAAACAAAUGGUUUUCUUGACAGUCGCACAGAUGCCAUCUUUCGGUCUCCCCACGCAACACUACACAGGAAGUGUCGGCCAGUGGCUGUGAUGGUUCACCUUCAGCCCAUGUGAACACAGCUGUGGCAAGCAUAGCAGGGUUGACUUGAUCUGCGGCUGGAUAUGUCACUCCACACUUCAUGUACCUAGAAAAGUCCUGAAUUACACCUGUUUCUUUGGGACCAUUCCAAAAAAAUAGGUAUUCUGUACUGUCGCAGUACACUCUGGACGGCUUAUCGGGAUUAACAGCAGAACAAUUAGGUCUGGCAGCGAAGGAGUUUCUUGUCUGCUCAAUCCAAUAUCCGGCAAAAAUGUACUCACCGCCAUGUUGGUCUCCGAAUCCGGCCAAGACAACAGUUUUGUUGAUUUCCCUCAGUUCUUUCAUGGUCGGCCACCUUCCUUGAAAAUGUUUCUGGCGCUCGAUUGGUGUUAAUACUUUAUUUCCCAGGUAUUUAGCAAUUGGACCAUUAAUCAGCUGGUCAUGGCCUUGGGUGUGACUGGCCCCAUCCUCAAAGUAUAUACGAAUGACCUCCUGGUAAUUUUUUGGCUGGUGCACCCACUCGCCAAUUUCUUUUAUGCCUUGUUCAAAUUCCCUGUCCCACGGUGCACACCCCCGGUACGCCUUAUCGUUAUUGUGACUCAUCAACAUUUUGCCGAAGCACCACCACGGGUCGAUUUCAAUGCCCCGCGCUCCCAUGUUAAGUAAAUCUGUGAAACUGAACUCCUGAUUGGCUAAAUCCAAGCAAAGAUGUCGGUAGGGGGGUGGCCAGGGGCAGUUGUCUACAUAACCAUACCCGUCGGCUCGGUCAUUGAAGGCGUUGUGCACGGAAACCAUUUGAAUCUGAUCGAAGGGCUGGUCGAUUUGAAUCUCUCUUUGCGAUUUUAGAGCGAAGGCAAGCCAAGGCGAAAUACGAGCUGUCCCCUUAACGCAUCUGCCGUGAUAACGGCAUGUACAGUUUGCAAGUUUGCUUAGUUGGUCGCAUUCUUCUUCAAACGGUCGAAUCUCUUUGAAUUCGCCGAAACUAAACUUGCCCCAGUUUAAGUUUUCCUCUUCAAGCGAAUGAUUGGAGAUUUUGACCUCAAAGGAGGCCUCUGUAAGGAAUUUGUCGCCUUCCGAAACCAGAACAUGAAACCAGUAGUGCGUGUCCUUACGCAACUCUUUUAAAUCAAGGAUCUGUCGGAGGCGGAAAAUUCUGUUCGAAUUCUCGCUGUAAUUCUCGACAGCAAUUUCGGCUGCUUUGGCCAAAGUGAAUAGUGUCCUUGGUGUGUGGAGAAACUGCUUUAAGGGACUGGAUAUAGUGGGCCGGGCGAAAUAAUCCACGUACUCUUUAACUUCCAUAUCCGUUGCAUCUUGAUCGACGAGAAACCGAACUGACUUGAAUUGGUCAUUUGAGGAAGAAGAUAAGUUUAUGAGAAUCACAAAAGCUGUGAAGAGAUAGAGGAGUCCAGAACAGAAUCUUUGCAUUGCCAUCUUAUGAUCAUCUACAAUCUGAAAUUUAAGUUUGAUUUUCUUUCAGUUUUCGGGGUAACUGAUCCUGGUGUGAUUUCCUCGUGGGAGGCAGACACAAAAGUAACGCAAUUUUUAACUUAUAAAUAAACAUUACUUUCUGGAUUUUUUUUCCUCGGGUUAUUGAAUUUCUACACGGCAGAAACUUUUGCCUUUCGUAGAUUUAUUUUAUAACUUAUAUAAGAACACAAGAGUCCUCAAUUCACUGGCUCGUAACACCAAUGGUUACUUAACCUUUAAUUCCCAUAAGUGAUUAAAAUUUAACUUCUCCUUAUAAUACUCAUUAAUUAUCCAGUAAACUGGUGAUGAGAAUACUCAAACUUUAAAGGAAGAAGUUGUUAUCUUGAUCAAACACUUAAUUCUCGUCACUAAUUUUCAAGGAAAUGUAUAGCAGUUAGAGAGGAGAAUUAACAAUCAGAUCUUGGGAGUUCAAAGGUUGACUGAGUCGAUUAUAGUAUCGCAACAGCAUCGCUCGGUCACAGGUUCAAAUCCUGUUCAAUAUUGCCAACAUUUUUCAGGGUACUCUUUGCAAUUUCAUUACGCAACGUAAUGAAACAAACCAACCGUUUAGGGUAUAGAGUGUAAAAAUAAAAAAUAAAAAACGGAACGAAACAGAAAUGAAGGGCUAAACGUCUGCCAGUUGUUUUCGCCGUCACUGAAUUUUCGCCUUCAUUCCAGACGAGAGCUAUUGCAUAACAAUGGAGACCAGAGACGUCAUUCUGAAUUUCCGUUUUGUCUCGGUUCGGUGUACAGUUAAAAAAUUAAGGAAAAUAUUCGAAACUCGAUGUGACUGCGUAUUUACUUCAUAUUUGAUAACCCAUGUAGUGUUUUACGUACCGGCGGAUGCAGCACAACAGUUUUUCUCGACACCUAUUUGCCUCAGUGAAGGAGAUAAGCGUUAGAAGCUUGCUGUGUCACGCCAUCGGCAGAUCUUUACCAUCAGUUUUGGCAACUCAUUCAAGAGGUUCGAAACACGGUCAGGAAAUGAAAAGAGGAAAUUAAUUCCAGACUUCACUUUCUAAAGAGUCAGUUAUGAAUUUAACGCCUCUUCUUUUGCAAUCGAAAACAAAGGUCAGAACCCAAUGUCAGAUGUAAAGUUAUGAUUUAGUGUUGAAGCUUUGCAUAGUUAUUCUCAUGUUUAAGUUUAAGGCCGGUGUCUGUCUAACAUACAUAUCAGAUAUUUUUAAUCACGGCAUCUGUCUAUACAACUUGACGAAUUGAAUACAGUAACUUACGGAUAGCAAGGUAUUUAGCCUCCCCCGCAAAAUAAAACGGAAAUGUUUCACUUAGGGGGGAGGGUGAGGUUACGGCUACGCGUAGACUAUACAGUGUCAAGAAUAUCGGGCCCUCGCUAUGGAAUAGACUACCAAAAGACGUAAGAGCUAUAGCCAGUCUUAAAGAAUAUAAAACGAGGGUGAGACGGUCAGAUAAGUCGAGACUUAAGAGUGAAGAAUGUGGAGCUGACUACUUUUAAUGCACAUCGUAGCUUAAAAAUGUAAAUAUUGGCAAUAGUAUUUUUAUCUAUUGCUUAACUUGUCUUUUUACUCAACGUUUACAAGUUUGUUUCUUACUCCUACAGUGUCCCCAGUUUGCAGUCAUGACUCAUAAUUAAAGUUAUUAUCUUAUAAGAUAGUCAUAUGGUUUACGGUAUGUUUCCUUCAGGUUUGCGCUUAAGUUAGAAAAACACACUUGCACACGAACACACACGCACAUAACGUAAACCAAGUUAACGGUUUGUGAUUACCGUCACCCUAAUGCUGGCCUCAGGGUUCAAGGUUACUUUCUAGGUCUAGCCCUUCCUGAUUGCAAAUUAUCGCUGAAUAUAUUUUUCUCCUUGCAGAUUCUAAUGACGACGAAUGGGAAGAUGUAGAUGACUGUAUCAGCUUGGACUCAGCUGAUGAAGAAGAAGUCCUACAAGAGGCAGCUCAAUAUGAUGUCGACAUGGUUAGAUUUUCCGCGGUUGUGCUGCAAAGAUGGCAUCUUUUAAAAAUAUGGAUACACAUUUUGUGUCUUAUAAUUAUUUCUGUUUUGUUUUUGUAUAGAAUUCUGAAAGUUUAUCCACGGAAAUGAUCAACGCGAUUGUCACGCAAGGAGUUCCAAAAAGGGUAAGUUGAAUUAUUAUUAUUAUUUUUCAUGAAAGGAUGUUUAUCUUGGGAUUGAGUUUUCUGUUAAUACUGAAUUUUGGAGCAGUUUAACUCGACUUGGUAAUAUAAUGAAGACAAUAAUUAUCACCGAAGUUUUACAUAACAAAGAAAAGUGUGGCCAUUCAAAAGAGUUCGAAAGGAAAAUAAUUUUCUGUAAGUUGUGGAGCUUGAUCGUCAGAUGUUUUUAUGUCGUACCCCUGUGGGCAGAGGGCUACAAAAGCGUAGGGCAGGGGUGAGGGUUUAUUCUAUAGCAGAGCGGUUUGCAAUUGAGUAUCGAAAAGAAUCUGAAAAUGCAUUCGUUUUGCCUACCUCGCUCUUUGAUUUUAUGAAGAAAACUGGCGCUCGACCAAUCAGAUACAAGACUGAAAACCAUCGUUAAUUGCUCACUCGCCGAAGUUAUUUCUCAUCAGGUUCUUUCGAAAUGUUCAUUUGGCGAAGCGACUAUGUAUGAAGCUUUGAGUGCUCAUGCUGACGGAGAGAAGCUGCUUCACAUGUAAGGCCCCUAACUAUGAAUUACUUGCUGUUGUUAGUGAUUUUAAGUGAUAUAACUGCAAAUAUACCCAUGCCUUUGUUUAGAGUGAAUGAGAAAUUCAAUCACGGUAUGAGGUUGUUACACAGCAUCUUAAUGCAUUUGCUUGCCGUCUACUCGUGAGGCAGAAGCCUUGAGCCUAUUCCGUACUCACACUCUAAACGCUCUGCAAUGUUGUCGUCCCGAUUUCGUUUUGAAGAACCAUCGUCAGUAGGGUUUACAGUCAAGUCGCCCGAGAGUCAUCUCGCCCGAAGUCAUGUCGCCCAAAACCUGAGUCAUGUUGCCCGAAAUUUUAAUAAUGUCGCCCAAAAAAAAGAGUCAAGUCGCCCGAAGAAACAAAUACUAAAGAGAUCAGAAUUUCAGACUGGUGUCGUAAAUGAAUCUAGUCAGUUUCCAAAGAAAAGAUUGAUAUAAUUCAAGCUAAAUCAAGCGCUAAAUCACCAUUCAGAGUUCAUAGAAUUUGAGAGAGAGAUAGGACCAGGCCUUUGUUAUGGCCUGGGGGAAGCAGGAUUUUUUUUUAGGGAUAUCAGAUGGUUGUCAGGGGGGAAGGGAGGGCGAUCAGUCGUUUGCCAACAGAAUAUAACGGGGGGACCUGUAGAAAAUUGACUGAGAGUUACAUGGAGAUCACAAACCAAAAUCCUCUGACCCCCAUCCCCCAGGGGAUGAACAAAGAUGGGUCUCUCAGAUAGAAUCUCUCGUAGCAUAUUAACCUUGCAAAGUUAAUGUUUUCUCUUGUCAGAUUAAGCACAGUACAAGCGAGGGCAUUGAUUUGCCUUAAUAACAUUGUGUCAGCCUUGGAUACAGACCUGCUGGGAGGAGAUGAAGCAUUGGGACAACUUUGGAAUUCGCUUUUCUCUCUAGCCUUUACAACAGACAGUAAGUGCGGAGAAAAAAAAAAGUAUAAUGGCUUUUGUGAUGUGUAUUGCGAGACAGAACAAUCAAACUAAAUCAGGUCUACGAGCAAGCUUCCUUAUAUUCGGUUUCGUCGGGUAUACACCAGUAAGAGAGAAAAUGGCAAACUUUUCACCGUGUGACAAAAACUUAGAACCAAAACCUAAACUCAGUGUUCAAAUAACCACUUCCGCCUUACAAUAACAACGGUAAUUUAAACAUUGUCUGUAAAAGUUCAUUCUUCCUUCGACGUCUCGCAUCUUCCGUUCCUCCCUUCAUUCUAGCCAAAGUAUUUGUUUCCCGCGAGGAAGACUUUUUAGAAGCCGCCACAGGAGUCCUUCGAUCAAUUAUGGAUAAAAUGUCCUCUUUAAAAGAGCCGCAAGUGAGUAUUGGGUUGGGUUAUGUUAACAGUGCUAAUACCUCCCUCCCCAAGGGCGGGGGGGUGUGGGGUGUGGGGUAAGACAAGGGACGUUUGUGUCACCAACGUCUCCAAACCUAGACCUCGGCAAGGUCAAAAUCUGCUCGUUACCCUAUCAUGUUUAAGGAUGAAUAAAAGAUGGCAUUGCAGCCUCGAGGAGCCAUUUGCAGUACAUUCAGACAGAAUAUGUGGAAUUAGCCCUAACCCUUAGCAAUUACUGCCCAUGGACAUCCACGCCCUGUUCAAGUCCUCCAGAAAAACACCCUGUUCAAUACGGUUACCAAUAAAAUGGAACGUCAUGUUUAAGAUUUAAGACUCUGAAAACCAUACUCUUGUGGGCGGUGCAUGCCUGUCAAGCCCAAAUGUGGGAGUGUCGGUAGGAUGAGCAUGUCACUUUAUCAAACCUCUUUAAGGCUAAAAACUGCGAAAUGAGCUGAGCUAAAUAUGUUCAGUUGGUGACGAAUUAGAGUGAGGGAAACGGACUGGUUGACAGAACUAUCUUUCAAAUACAUAUUGGAGUUUGAUGUAUCCUUUAGACUUUGCCAUAAACUUCACCAACGUCUGUUUGGAAUCUGGGAUAUAUCGGAUUUUGUACCUUUAUAAAUUUUUGUCACCAUUUUUGUUAUUAUUUUCAUUAUUUAACAAAAAUUAGGGGGUUUACCGGUACUCCAGACCCCCCCACAUCCUUCAGUUACACAUAGACUCUGAUAUUUUUACAACUGGUCAACUAUGUUGUUCUCGUAUCUCUCACAGUGCAUCACGACUGAACAUGUGACAACACUGUGUAGAAUCACGGCUGACACGUCAUGUGAAGCUGCUAAGGUCAAGCUGCUAAGCAUCCUGGGAAUCAUUGGCAAGAUGGCUGGCAAGAAGGACAACACUCUCGAGGUCCUAAAGGUACGUUGGUUUUUUUUUUUUCCCUUCUCAAGGCUAUCAUUUUGAACGUCUAGCGCAUUCAGCAUAAUGUUCGAAAGAGUUCUGGAAACAUGUAGCUGUUGUUGAUUGAUUAUCUUGCUUGAAAAGAAACUUAAGCCAGUGGUGUUACCCAGAGCAUAAGGUGCUAUUUCAACUGAAUGAACUUCUUAAAAUGCCAUGUACCAAUUCAUCUUCAAACGUUGUGCCUCAAAAUUAUUGUUUGAUUGUUUGAUAACUUCAUUUAUAUACGGUUACAAGUUCCUUCCGCAUAAUUUGCAGGUUAAACAUCUAAUUCUUCCUAGCUCAUUUAACAAAUAAAUGAGAUAAAAUCUAUCAUGUCGAAAGGUUGCUAUUCAAAGAUGCCGUUUCUCAUUCGAAGCUGUGGUGACGCUUUGUGUACACAAUGGAAGUUUGCAAAGAACCACACUUUUCGAUUCCAACUCUUAUAAGAUUUGAUGGAUUACAUUCCAAUUUUUUUUUAAAAAUCCUUCUCGUUCUAGUUGACCUCAUGAUUAUUCACUUCUGGGCAAUUUACAGAUCCAUAUUUCGAAGAUUCAGUCGUGAUUGCCUUCCUUGGGACUCUUAUGUUUAUCAAUCAUAAGUUCUUCACGUUAUUUCUUGUUUCAAAAAUUCUGAUUGCAAAGAUAAUUUGAUUACUGUUGUCCUUUCAGUCCCUUGGUGUCGUGUUUCGUGACAUCAUUGUCGGUGAUCACAGUUUAUGGUUGAUAUCUGAAGCGCUGGACGCCGUCUUUGAUACGUUUGCGGACGGACCGUUGGUCAACACUGCUGCAGAUUCAGUUGGCCUUAUGCCAAACUUAGUGGAGCUGGUACCAGUCCUCAAGAGCAGGGUAAGGAGCGGUUUGAUUGGUCAAUCCGAGAAUGACUAUUUGUGAUAGUGUUUCAAUUGUCAAAUGUUAACGAUUUUUACCAGUUAACGGGAAUUUUCAACGAACCUUCAAACCCAAGCCGCUCCAAAAAUUGAUGAUAACAGUAACAGUAACUCAAUAUGAUAUGAAGAAGCUCUUUGAAUUAGAUUAUUUGAAAUUGCAAUCGAAUUCGUGCGUAUUUUCUUGAAAGCUUCCUGUUACUCGUUUCUUCUUUAGAUAAAGACUGAACGAAGAACUCUGGGAGACCACUUCCCUGUGAUAGAUGCUGCGAGGGUAAACCUGACCAGAUUCAUAAAAUAUAAAUUCAAAGGCCAUUAGGAACUUGGUGGCACAAACGGCCAGCUUGCCGGUUGUACAGCGAGGAUUACACUCUGAUGAUAUUUGUCUACCUUCUACUCUAUACUGAUAUCAACUACCAAUUUAACACGUGCAGACAUCACGACCAUACACUAAACACGUACAGUUGCUUUUCCAGAAAAUUUGUUUGGAUUCAACUUCUAGGGAUCGGCAAUCGUGGAAGCAUUCUUUAAAGACCAAUUUUUUUGGGUCAAAAUUUAGCUUCAUUUGACGACAAGUCGUCACGUAGCAUGAAAAAGUGGCAACCUACGACUCUUCUCUCUCCUCGAUUUAUGUUGUUGUUAUGUUUUGCAAAAGAGUGUUUUUUGCAUAAGACAAUAACGUCACAACAUUUAUUGAAAGAAGGAGGAAAGGAAGGCACUGUGUGCGCGUGAAUGAAAAAUGACUGAAAAUUUUUAAACAUAUUAAUCACUCCGCAAUUGAAGGACCUGAAACCUUGUUAAUUUAUGGCUCUACUAAGUAGAGACGGGUUCCAAUGAAUUUAGAAAGAGGGUUUUUGUGUUAUUUUAAGUCUUACAAUAUAACAAAUCUACUAUAUCGUGCUCUUCUCCAAUAUUUUCUUGCUUAUUCAAAUGACAUACUAGAUACAACAAUUCAAUAUGAUCGUUCGUCUGGUGUACUGAAUGUAAAUAGUAAUAUGAAGUCUACUUCAUAAAUGCUGAAAUAUUCAUUAAUUCUGUUCCUUUGCGUCACUGGUAAACUCCAAAUUUUGGUUACUAGAAAUUUUGCUGACUUUUUUUCUAGAUUUGCCUACGAUUUACUUUUCGUAUCUCUGUUCUUUGUGUUUCCCUUUUUGUUAUCAAAUUGGAUCACCAGCCUUUUGAAGUAUCCUUGGGAUUGAUCCUUAUUCAUCACCUGUGAAAGGGGGGUCGGACGACUACAGUUUGUUACGACGAAAUUUACCUGAUCCUCCUCUAAGGCCCUGUAAUAUCCAUAUGAUCCCCUCUGACUGGUAGUCAUAUUUCUUUAGUCCUUCCCCCCCUUUAUACUCUGUUGGCGACGACUGAUUUCCCCUUCCUUCCCCCUUGAAAAAUCAUGUUAUCCCCUUAAAAAUCUUCCUCCACCCCAC